Messenger RNA from Postia placenta MAD-698-R-SB12, 1359 nucleotides. RefSeq lists its product as hypothetical. The coding region runs from base 1 to 1359 and encodes 452 amino acids. The record is from RefSeq and is a predicted model, not a curated record. Lineage: Eukaryota; Fungi; Basidiomycota; Agaricomycetes; Polyporales; Adustoporiaceae. The transcript is spliced from 7 exons.
AUGUGGAUGAUCAUGAAGGACAAUGGGGCGCGCACCAGGCUGUGGGGGCCAUGUCUGAUUUUUCUUCACACUGUCAGCUCCGGGUCAAAUUUCAGGCUCUACUCUUUUAGUUCUCUACCCAGUACAAAGGGAUCCGUAAAGCCAAGUGCUAGAAGCGAAAAUGGGAGUGAAGAGGAACGCCCCAGAUGCACGGGAAGGAGGACGGGCUACAGAGCUCGCAUUCGACGCGAGCGUGACUUCUCGUUGGUUGUUGAACGCGUGAACUCUAUUAUCCACCUGCGCGCUUCCCAUGGCUUGACAGCGUUCCCGCCACGCUUCGGCGUGUUCGCUUCCGAAAAUGACGGGCCUCGACAUCGAUCAGCGUACUUCAAGCGGAGGUACGUAGAACUCGACAGCGACGCCGAGGAAGAAGACACGGAUGCCGUCGAGGGCCUCUAUUCAAGCCAGGCCGUGUCUUACAGCGAUCGCGCUUCCAUGUCACCACCGCGGAAGAAGCGCGCGCUCGGCGCCAGCCACGAAGAAUCGGAGGCGGACUGCGAUGAAGAAGAGGCGAUUGUCGAGGACACACAGGCAUCAAGUUCCUCGAGUGCCCUUCGACGGUGCACCUGGCACACAUGUGCUGCAGAGGGCGACGACGACUUUCUCGUCGCCCACAUUCUCUCCGUGCACCUCCCGCUGAAGCGGGGCUUCCACAGCGGACCAGCGGGCGUCACUUGCGAAUGGCGCGACUGCAGGCACACCGGCACCCCAGAGUCUGUGUGGCGACACACGAAGGAGGUCCACAAGGCGGACGCCCAGCAGCUGGCAACCCAGCUUGGAGGCGUCGGACGCAACGGAACGUUCCGCUUUCCGUGCCAGCGGGAAGCUUGCCGGCUCAGGGCGUUGAGGGCAGAGCCUGUGGACGACCAGGCGGAUGGCACGGAGCGACAGAUUGGCACCGUGCAGUGGACACAGUUCAAGCGGCACUGCGAAUCCGUCCAUUGGAAAGCUGGGUCUCUGGCUCGCUGCGCGCUUUGCGGAUUCGUCGACCGCAGGGAGUCCUGGAAGCGCAGGAACCAUACAACUGGGUGCCUGAGCCGGUUCAUGGCGCUACCUGCCUUCAGGCGCGGGGAUGCGACGGACGAGAGCCUGCUCUCCUACCAAAAUUCCUCCCGGUGGCCCGCCGAUCACCUACCUGCAUCUCGCUUUCCUUUCGGAGCACAAGAAUCCAUUCACGAGCCGAUCCUGACGCAUACGGGUCUGCAGGUCAACCCCGAGGUGCAGUGCGUGUGGGACUGCAACCCCAAGGGCUCUGUCUAUAUGGUGUGGAAGAUGCUCGAGAAAUGCCUGAAGAACCUUCUCGGGAUGAGGUCGCUCUAG